CAUGUCUUUUGUGUCUAUGUUUAUAAAGCGUUCAUGGUCGUUCUAUAUAUUCUAUUUUCCCUCCAUUGUUUUUUAAUUUGCGUGCAAUUUUAAAAGAAAAUCAAUUGAUAAAACGUUUAUCAACUCUUCCAUUAUUGUUUACUUUCCAAAGUUCAGGAUGCGGAAAGUAUCAAAGAGUCGUACGGACGAUGAUAUUGUUUCAUCAACGAAUGGAUCUGGAUCUAUAAGCAAUGAAGAGCAUCAGGAAGCGGAUCAAUCGGUACAUGACGAAAAAGAGUCUAAUGAUAAAUUAGACAGUAAUGAUUUUGAAAGUGAAUCUGAAAAGCCUAAAGAAUCAACUAAGAAAACUAAAGCAAAAAGUAAAUCGAAGAAAAAAAAGAUUGAUAAAAGCAACAACAAAAAAGACGCCGAGGAAGAGUUUGAGGUGGAGAAAAUUGUAGAUUCCAAGAGAAUCAAGGGCAAAUUGCAUUACUUAAUUCGUUGGAAGGGAUAUUCUGUUGAUAGUGACACUUGGGAGCCUGCUCAUACUCUAUCAUGCCCUGACUUGAUCAACAAGUUUAAUGAAGAAAAGGAAAACUCCAAAAACACACCCAAGAGUAACAAAAAGAGAAAAGGUGUAAAGAAAGAGAGCAAAUCACCACCCAAAAAAUCUAAAACAGAAUGGGAUGGAAAAAAUGCAGAUGCGAAUGCUGAGUAUGAGGUGGAACGUAUUCUUGAAGUACAUCACAAAAAGAAUGGUGCUAGAGAAUUUCUUAUUCAUUGGAAGGGAUGGGCCAGCCAGUUUGAUUCGUGGGAACCUGAAAGCAAUCUAAAUUGCCCCGAAUUAAUAAAGAAAUUCAUGGACAGGGUGGAAGCCGCUCGCUCGUCGGAGUCUAGAAAUCUCAGGGUGGCACCGGAAACAACACAUCGUUUUACUUUGCAAGAUCCAUCGUCAGGCCGCCGACUCAGCAAGCGUAGAGGGCAACGUCAACGUGUGCGAUAUGAUAAUGCUGAGUAAAGUUUUUAAGAAUGGAUUAUUAUGAUAAUGCUGAGAAAAGUUUUUAAGAAUGGAUUAUUAUAUUACUAUUUAAGCAUAUAGUGCACAUAACAAAGUGCGCCAUUAAUUUUUGUUUAAAGGCAAUGACUAGACUUUAUGAGCAGUGUCAAUGAAUAGUGAUGACUUACACUAAACAGAAACACAUUCUCUAAAAGGACUAUUUCGAAACAAGUUUAACGAUAACUUCUUAUUAUGAUAAAUAAAAUGUAGAGAUUCUCGUUUAAAGUGAUGGAGUUGAUAUGAAUAAGUAAUAGUAAUAAAUAUAUGUAUUUUUAAAAUAAUGUUAUGUCUAACCAUAUUGUUGACUUUGUGGUUUUGUCGUACGAACGCAAUAAUAAACAUUUCGUACAUUUGUACGAUGAUAAGCAGUAAUUUAAA
Messenger RNA from Nymphalis io (European peacock), 1414 nucleotides. RefSeq names its product chromobox protein homolog 1-like. The record is from RefSeq and is a predicted model, not a curated record. The transcript is spliced from 6 exons. Gene Ontology annotation, molecular function: chromatin binding. Bases 158 to 997 code for a protein of 279 amino acids. NCBI's taxonomy places the organism in Eukaryota, Metazoa, Arthropoda, Insecta, Lepidoptera, Nymphalidae. Gene Ontology annotation, biological process: chromatin organization; negative regulation of transcription by RNA polymerase II. Gene Ontology annotation, cellular component: pericentric heterochromatin.